Bathycoccus prasinos is the source of this 1254-nucleotide messenger RNA. RefSeq lists its product with no specific name. The record is from RefSeq and is a predicted model, not a curated record. The transcript has a single exon. Bases 1 to 1254 code for a protein of 417 amino acids. NCBI's taxonomy places the organism in Eukaryota, Viridiplantae, Chlorophyta, Mamiellophyceae, Mamiellales, Bathycoccaceae.
AUGACGACGACGACGAUUUCGAUGCUCGCAAAAGCUCACCCACUUUCGUUUUCUUCGAAAAAGCGUCGAAAGAGUGGUGGUAUUCUUUGCGCUCCUUUUCAUAAACCACUUCUUUGUAGGGGAAAAGUUGCCGUCGCAUCCUCGUCUGUGUCGUCGGUUUUCGAUGCGUUCCAAACGCAAUUUUCCGGCGAUUUUGGCGCAGUCGUGCGGGAAUACGUAUUAUCCCCAGAGACAGAUGAUGACUCUCGUGUUUUUUGGAAAGGAGUCGACGUGCCGUUGCGAUACGUCCACGGCGUAGGGGUGGUCCCAAUAUCGAGCAUGCCGUUUGCGGAUAAAGUGUUCGAGGCGAACGCGCGAGUGACAUGCGGGGUGGUCAAGGGAUUGUUCGAGAUUGAAACGAAACGAUCGUUUCCAGAGGUUGGAGAAGAAGCGUCGAUGGGGUCGUGCGGAGGGUCCGAGUGGAACGAGCGGACGCGAUACGCGGAGGAUCGGAAGUAUUUCCUCUCGAGCGGCGGAGCGUUUGAGGCUUUGAGGACGGUGGACGAGACGGGGAGUUUUACGGCUGGGCCGAAGACGUUAGGUAGUAGUAGUAGUAGUAGUAGUAGUAGUAGUAAGGGUAAGAGUAGCGGUAGUGACGAUGAGUCAAAAGAAGAAGAAGAGGAUUUUGGAAUGACUUGGUUCCCGACGCACGAGAACGAAAGUUCUGUGAGAUUCGGAUUACAAUGGGACGCGAUGAAACGCGUCAGAGUCGAGUAUCACGUGAAAAAGACCACAGGUACAGUUGGGUGCGCUAUUUGGAGCGAAAGGAAAGGCGUGUGCGCGCCGCGCGGCGACGGCGGAGAAGGAGGAGUAUUAGGCGGGGAGAAGAAAAAAUGGUCAAAUUUUGCGAAAAAGUCCAUCCUCCGCGAACGCGCGUUCGUGUUAGAGAAAGAUGAGGACACCGCCGCCACCAAAUUCACGAACGUUUCGCCGAACUCUCCCUCUCUCGCGGCCAUAUCGAGCGAGUCGCUCCUCCUCUUCGAAAACGGCAACCCGAUUGCGCUUCCGUGCGGCGAAGACGUCGUCUACGUUUCCUCUUCUCUAAAACAUCACGCGAAGAACACCGGUAAGACAGAAGAAGAAGCCGCGACGACGACGACGUGCUUCGCCGCCGCCGUCGAAAUUGACGGAGGAGGAAAAACUUUACUUUGGACGCGCGCGUACGAUAGUCGAGGCCUGUUGAAAUUCGCUCACUUUGCCGAACUCGUCGGUUGA